UCCAAAUCCAAUAUCACGUGAACAGUGCCUACCAAAUGGUACUUGCAUUCAAUCUUCCUGUUUCAAUCUUAACCAUGUCGGACUCGCGAGAGAAAGAGCAAUACAUUAUGGAGUCAAAUCUAGGGGAAGUUCAACGGUUAGCAAACCAACACGAGACCAUCAAAAGCGCAAUGGAUACAUUGACAGUCGCUCCAAUCAAUUUUUCAGGGCCAUCUCUGCGCAUUCUGGACUCUGGAACUGCCGAUGGGCUAUGGCUGCGCGACCUUAGAUCUGUCGUCGGUGAGAAACACGAGUUCGUGGGCACUGAUAUUGUUGAAGCAUUCUUUCCUCAGCCUCCAUCACCCGGUGUCUCACUACAUAUCCAGUCCAUCACGCACGAAUGGCCAGCCGACCAAAUGAAGAGUUUUGACUAUGUCCAUCAGAGACUUACCCUAGCAGGAGCAGGACAGACGCCGGUCAAAGACUGUGUGGCCAGGCUGGCUGAGUUGGUGAAGCCGGGAGGGUGGGUAGAGCUCGUGGAAGCCGUCUUCGACCGCGAAAACUCAAAUGGACCGGCCCUGCAACGGUUUGAAACAAUGAUGAUUCAGAUGUUGAACAUGGUCGGGGUGGGCUCUGCAUAUGCUCGACCAUUGAAAACCUAUCUGGAACAGUCUGGGCUGGCGAACGCUAGCGGAAAGGUGUUUGAUAUACCGUACGGUGCGGCAUGUCGAGACGAGAAGAUAGCGGCUAAGAGCACAGCGCAUUUGGUGGCUGCAGCCACUGGCCUGCGCGACUUCAUACAAAGCCAAAAGGUCGACCUAGGCAUGACUGGAACUGAAUUAGAAAAAUUCCCUCAAGCGGUGAAGGAUGAAGCUGAAAGUCAGGGUGCACAUUUUGGGAUGCUGGUUGUGUGCGCCCAAAGGUUACAUUGA
Molecule: messenger RNA, 911 nt
Organism: Periconia digitata
Lineage: Eukaryota; Fungi; Ascomycota; Dothideomycetes; Pleosporales; Periconiaceae
Source: the annotation of a GenBank genome assembly